AUGACAAGAGUGACAAAAUCUUCAGGGCAUUCUCAAGAAAAUGAACAAAAAAAUACAUCUCAAUCAGAAACUAACAAAGAAAUAGAAGAAAUAGAAUCUAUUAAUACAAUCAAUGAUAAUAAAAACAUUUUAAUUGAAGAUGUUGAUAUGAAUGAAAGUAUGGGAAAUAAUGAUAGAGAUUUUAUUGUUAUCACAAAACAGACUACAUACAUAGCAGUGGCUCCUUUGGAAAAAAUUAAAGGUAAACACCCUCGUGAAAAAAUCAUCAAUAUAGGGAUAAUUUUUGCUAAAACUGCAGGUUAUACUGGAGCCUCUACUCGAACCAUCAACAAAAAAAAAUACAUAGCAAUUUUUUUUGAUAACCAAACUGAUCUCAAUUUAGCAAUUGGAACACCAAUUCAAAUUUCUGAAAAUGAAAGUUAUCAAUUUGUUGAAAUCAACACAAUUAGAAUCAAACCAACCAACGAACAAAUUAAUGAAAUUAAUGCAUGCACAAUUCAGGUGUGUGAUAUUCCAUUGGAUAUCAAAACCCCUAUUAUUCGUUCAACAUUUUCUAGAUUUGGGACUAUUGUCAAAUUAUCAGUGCAAACACGUGGUUUAUAUCAACAUGCUUUUAUUACUUUUGCAGAAAGCCAAAACAUACAAGAAUUUCACACAAAAACAUGGUCUGUAUACAUUCUCAAAGACUCUACUCGUGUUAUUCCUCUGACGUUAGAUGAAGAACAGAGGAAUAAUAGAAGAAUUUACAAUUUACCUGAUGAAAUAAAUUGGCAAAAGAAACAGCAACAGGCAUGA
Entrophospora sp. SA101 is the source of this 795-nucleotide messenger RNA. The record is from the annotation of a GenBank genome assembly. NCBI's taxonomy places the organism in Eukaryota, Fungi, Glomeromycota, Glomeromycetes, Entrophosporales, Entrophosporaceae.